AUGGAAGUGGCGCCAGAGCAGCCGCGCUGGAUGGCUCACCCCGCGGUGCUGAAUGCGCAGCACCCCGACUCGCACCAUCCGGGCUUGGCACAUAACUACAUGGAGCCCGCGCAGCUGCUGCCUCCCGACGAGGUGGACGUCUUCUUCAACCACCUCGACUCGCAAGGCAACCCCUACUACGCCAACCCGGCCCACGCGCGGGCACGCGUCUCCUACAGCCCCGCACACGCUCGCCUGACAGGGGGCCAGAUGUGCCGGCCACACUUGUUGCACAGUCCGGGGUUGCCCUGGCUGGAUGGGGGCAAAGCGGCCCUCUCGGCCGCAGCAGCGCACCACCACAACCCCUGGACCGUGAGCCCUUUCUCCAAGACCCCACUGCACCCUUCUGCCGCUGGAGGCCCCGGAGGCCCACUCUCCGUGUACCCAGGGGCCGGCGGUGGGAGUGGGGCAGGCAGCGGGAGCUCAGUGGCUUCCCUCACGCCGACUGCAGCCCACUCGGGCUCCCAUCUCUUCGGCUUCCCUCCCACCCCGCCCAAAGAAGUUUCUCCUGACCCCAACAACACAGGGGCUGCCUCCCCAGCCUCGUCCUCGGCUGGGGGCAGUGCAGCCAGGGGGGAGGACAAGGACAUCGUCAAGUACCAGGUGUCCCUAGCGGACAGCAUGAAGAUGGAGAGCAGCAGCCCUCUGCGCCCAGGCCUGGCAGCCAUGGGCACCCAGCCUGCCACGCACCACCCCAUCCCCACCUAUCCCUCCUAUGUGCCAGCCACUGCCCAUGACUAUGGCAGCGGACUCUUCCACCCUGGAGGCUUCCUGGGUGGCCCCGCAUCCAGCUUCACUCCAAAGCAGCGCAGCAAGGCACGCUCCUGCUCAGAAGGUCGGGAGUGUGUCAACUGCGGGGCCACAGCCACCCCUCUCUGGAGACGAGAUGGCACCGGUCACUACCUGUGCAACGCUUGCGGGCUCUACCACAAGAUGAACGGACAGAACCGGCCACUCAUCAAACCCAAGCGGAGACUGUCAGCUGCCAGGAGAGCAGGCACCUGUUGUGCGAAUUGUCAGACCACCACCACCACCUUAUGGCGCCGGAACGCCAACGGGGACCCGGUCUGCAACGCCUGUGGCCUCUACUACAAGCUGCACAACGUGAACAGGCCGCUGACCAUGAAGAAGGAAGGCAUUCAGACUCGGAACCGGAAGAUGUCCAACAAGUCCAAGAAGAGCAAGAAGGGGCCCGAGUGCUUCGAGGAGCUGUCGAAGUGUAUGCAGGAGAAGUCGUCCCCCUUCAGUGCCGCUGCCCUGGCUGGACACAUGACGCCUGUGGGGCACCUCCCACCCUUCAGCCACUCGGGACACAUUUUGCCCACGCCGACGCCCAUCCAUCCCUCCUCCAGCCUCUCCUUUGGCCAUCCCCACCCUUCCAGCAUGGUGACCGCCAUGGGCUAAGGACAGCUUUCUGCUGAUUAGGAGACCAUGUAGAGUAGGGAGCAGGCAGGACAAGACUGGGCUCCCAGGAUGGGUGACAACCCCUUGGCCGUCCACUCCUCCCCAGAGACUGAUGCGACUCCUACUGGCCCAGCGGGGCCCAAGGACUCCACCCAUCUGUCGAAAUUACUGUGAAUUCCACCGGUUGGGGUGCCUCGGCCCCCCCCCCAGCCCCCCCACCUCCCCGCCGCCCAGGUGAGAUGACCUUCACCAACAGCUAUUCAGAGAGCAAAAACGGACAACUUUAUGAAGCGCAAAGAAGGGGCAGGGGACCAACGAGAGGAAACGCUUCGAGCAGGAUCAAGGAGUCAGCAACAAUAAUUUAUGUUGCUCUCGUUUGUAACGAGGACCACGGGCCUCGGAGGUCCAGGUCGUUCCAAAUCCGCCUGGCCAAGCAGCCCUCCUCGUGCCAAACGCCCUCUGCUGUUUGCUGGCCAGGUCUUUGGGGGCAGAUCUGGGGUGUACGCUGUGCACCUCUGACACCCCCCUUGUGAGGUAGCUGGACUCCAGGCUGGCUGGGCCCAGGCCAGAAGGACCCACGGUUGGGAGGGUGAGCUUGUGUGGGCCAAGCCGCUGGCGCUGGAGGGCAGGCCCCGGUGGGAGAGACAAUCACAGGCGGCCCUGUACGGAUUCCCAGGCCAGGGUUGGGUCAGAGGAAGGAAACGACGUUUUCUUGAAAGGGGAAACGUCUCCUAGAUUGCUCCCCUGCCUUUAAGACCGAAGCUGGUGUGGUCCGGGCCCCCUUAAUUAAUGGGCUGGAGCCACAGCCCGCCUUCUCGAUUGGGGAGAUGGCCCUCCUGUACAUAGGACCCUUUUCUGCUAACCCUCCCCAGUUCCUCCCCUCCCACUCUGAGACAAAAGGAAAAAAAAUGUUAAAAAAACAAACUGCAUAAGCUUAUCUCGCUGAUGAGUUAUUUUAUUUUUAAACUUUUUGGAUCCAGUCGAUUGUACGUUACCACAGAAGUCAUGCUAUGGAAAAGAAAUAAAAUCUACAAAUCUAGGUUGUAGCUUCACAAUUAUUUUUGGAGGAUUUCUUGGAUCCCAUAGCCCUGGAGCUGGAGGCCUUGGGAGAGGGUAUGACGACUAUUGGCUUCGGGGGCGGGGGUGUGAGGUGUUUGUUUGGUUUUCUAGUCUGACAGCUGGCAAAUACACAGGUGGGAGGGGCACAGCUCUGGUGGUGGGGUGGUUGUGGCCCUAUUUGGGGGCACGGGAGAUGCUGGGCCUGUGGCUAUCUGGAUCCUUACCAAGGUACAGCUGUGCAUAAAUGUGUACCGAGCUUAGAUUCCAAAUGCAGUGGUGGUGGGGGGCCCAGGAAGAGGGUUGUGCUGAUGUAAUGGACCAAGUGCAAUAUGGGCAGGUGAUCCCCACAGGUGCACCACGGCGAGAAGUAACUUAUUUUGUACUUGUAUCCGUAUAAGAAAAAGAAUCGGCAGUAUUUUCUGUUUUCUUUGGCUUGUCUUAUUUUGGAUUAGUGAACUAAGUUAUUGUUAAUUAUGUACAACAUUUAUAUAUUGUCUGUAAAAAAAAAUGUAUGCUAUCCUCCUAUUCCUUCAAAGUGAAUACUGUUAAGAAUAAUAAAAUACUUUUUGUGAA
Messenger RNA from Echinops telfairi (small Madagascar hedgehog), 3075 nucleotides. RefSeq names its product GATA binding protein 2 (gene GATA2). Gene Ontology annotation, molecular function: RNA polymerase II cis-regulatory region sequence-specific DNA binding; zinc ion binding; DNA-binding transcription factor activity, RNA polymerase II-specific. Bases 1 to 1443 code for a protein of 480 amino acids. The transcript is spliced from 5 exons. The record is from RefSeq and is a predicted model, not a curated record. Lineage: Eukaryota; Metazoa; Chordata; Mammalia; Afrosoricida; Tenrecidae. Gene Ontology annotation, cellular component: nucleus. Gene Ontology annotation, biological process: negative regulation of transcription by RNA polymerase II; positive regulation of miRNA transcription; positive regulation of transcription by RNA polymerase II.